AUCCAAAUACAGGGAAAACAUUUUCCACUGUAGAAGAAUUUAUUGGUAAUAAUACAUACAUAAGAGGGGGAACUCCUACAUCAUUUACAUCAAAAUUUGUGGAUAAAAAUUCACAAGGAUUUACUCUAUUUACCAAAUUGCUAGCAGGACACAUUAAUGAAUACAAGUGGAAGAGUAAGGAUGUUGUUAUAUUAACAAAUGGGCAUUGUGGUUCGUCAUGUUCGUUGAUAACUCAUCGAAUGGCAGAAAAAUUUAACGUAAGCACUAUUGCCGUUGGUGGUUAUAAAGAUAUGCC
Molecule: messenger RNA, 295 nt
Organism: Funneliformis caledonium
Lineage: Eukaryota; Fungi; Glomeromycota; Glomeromycetes; Glomerales; Glomeraceae
Source: the annotation of a GenBank genome assembly